AUGUCGAAUCAAGAUAAGAGAGAAGAGCCAAUCGUCAGAAUGCGCGAGAAGAACGUCAACAGCCAGGCUCAUUCGGCCUUGGCUCGAGCCAAUGAGGUUCUUAACGAAGGAGACAUCACCGAGGAGACUGAAGAAAUACGCAAAUUGGACUCUCAAUUAGACCAUUUGAAUGAUUACAUGUCAAAGAUGGAGGAGAGAAUUAAGGCUCAUAGCGACAGAAUGAUGGAGACUUUGAGGCAACAAAAGGAAGAGCGUGAGAAAAGAAGAAGAAGCUUCCACGAGCGCAUGUCCCAGAAUCAAUCGGAAGAUGAAGAGUUCAAGAAGCAAAUUACCAACAUCUUGAAAAGAGUCGAAUCUGUCAAGAAACCAGCUACUGCCACCAUUGCUGAAUAA
Molecule: messenger RNA, 393 nt
Organism: Caenorhabditis bovis
Lineage: Eukaryota; Metazoa; Nematoda; Chromadorea; Rhabditida; Rhabditidae
Source: the annotation of a GenBank genome assembly